AUGCCGGGUUUAAUUUCAGUUAAAACGCCACCGAAAGCUCGGAAGAUGAGGAUCACAGCUCCUAAUGGCAGUCAAACUCGAUUUGGAGCUAAUCCGGGUAGAUCCGAACCCGCUAAACCGAAGAAGAUCAACUCCCUGGCUCCACGGCGUCCUCCGUCUCCUUCGCCGUUAACCUCACGAGCUAAGCCAGAGGCGGUUGCUCUCGAGGAGGAGUCGCUUGAAAAUCCGGAUCUCGGGCCGUUCCUAUUGAAGCUCGCGCGGGACACGAUUGCGUCCGGCGAGGGCGCGAAUAAGGCGCUGGACUACGCUUUCCGUGCUGCGAAGUCGUUCGAGAAGUGCGCGGUCGACGGUGAGCCGAGCUUGGAACUGGCUAUGAGCCUGCACGUCUUGGCGGCGAUUUACUGCAGUUUGGGGAGGUUUGAGGAGGCUACUGUAGUGCUUGAGAGAGCGGUUACGGUGCCGGAUGUGACGAGAGGUGCAGAUCACGCUCUUGCUGCAUUCGCCGGCCACAUGCAGCUCGGCGAUACUCAUUCUAUGCUCGGACAGCUUGAUCGAUCUAUUCACUGUUACAAACAAGGCCUCAAAAUACAGAUGGAUGCUUUAGGAGAUACGGAUCCCAGAGUUGCUGAGACUUGCAGGUACUUGGCUGAAGCACAUGUUGAAGCAAUGCAAUUUGAUGAGGCUGAGAGUUUGUGCAAGAAAACACUUGAAAUCCAUUCUGUGCAUAGUUGUCCGGCAUCUCUUGAAGAAGCAACUGAUCGGCGAUUAAUGGCUCUCAUAUGUGAGGCUAAAGCUGAUUAUGAAUCUGCACUCGAACACCUUGUGCUUGCCAGCAUGGCAAUGAUUGCAAAUGGACUAGAAACCCAAGUUGCUGCCAUUGAUCUAAGCAUUGGGGAUAUCUACUUGUCUCUGUCUCGUUCUGAUGAAGCUUUCUUCUCCUACCACAAAGCCCUCACCGUCUUCAAAUCAUCAAAGGGCGACAACCAUCCUUCAGUUGCCUCUGUUUUCGUAAGACUUGCUAACUUAUACCACACGACAGGAAAACCAAGGGAGUCUCGGUUUUACUGUGAAAAUGCUCUCAGAGUUUAUGCAAAGCCCGUGCCAGGAACAACCGCAGAGGAUAUCGCGAGCGGGAUGACACAAAUUUCAGCCAUUUAUGAACUGUUUAAUGAGCCUAAAGAGGCACUAAAGCUCUUGGAUAAGGCAAUGAGAGUGUUGGAGGGGAAACCGGGGCAGCAGAGUAUGGUUGCUGGGAUAGAGGCAAGGAUGGGUGUCAUGUUUUAUGUGGUGGGAAGGCAUGAAGAAGCAAUGAGGUCUUUCAAGAAUGCCAUUGCAAAGCUUAGAGGCAGUGGAGAGAGGAAAUCGGGCUUGUUUGGAGCAGUGUUGAAUCAAAUGGGGCUGUCAUGUUUACAGUUGUUGAAAAUAGAUGAGGCUGCUCAACUGUUUGAAGAAGCAAGGGAGGUGAUGGAACAGGAACAAGGUACUUGCCAUCAAGAUGCACUUUCUGUAUAUAGCAACCUCACUGCAACCUAUGAUGCAAUUGGAAGGUAAUACAAUGAAAAUUUGCAUAAUGAAAAUUGCAAAUGAGUGGAUGCUGGUCAACAAUAGGAUCAAUGUAUGUGUCAUGGAUCUUCUGUUCUUUUUGUAUGAUGUAAUGCACUGGAUCACAUGAACUGAACAAGUCUGAAAUGACAUAUUAAUCUCAUGUUUUU
Molecule: messenger RNA, 1712 nt
Organism: Ipomoea triloba (trilobed morning glory)
Lineage: Eukaryota; Viridiplantae; Streptophyta; Magnoliopsida; Solanales; Convolvulaceae
Product: protein KINESIN LIGHT CHAIN-RELATED 1-like
Exons: 2
Coding region: 1-1551 (516 amino acids)
Molecular function (GO): protein binding
Source: RefSeq, a predicted model, not a curated record